ACGUUCGAAACAAACGAGGACGCUUCGCGAGCCGGUGUUUGUGAAAUUUAUAUUUUGUGAUUUUAAAGUGAUUUAAAGUGUUUCAGAGAAGAAAAUGGACCAAAUAAAGCAGUUGAAGAAGAGUGGGCUCUUAAGGAAGCGAGCACUGGCAAGGAUGGGUGGAAUGAAGAAGAAAUGGGUGGCUGAAAAUCAACCCGGUCCGAGUACGAGUAUGGAAGUGCAAGUUUCAGGUCCGGAAGCUGUGGUUGAUGGCGUUGCUGAGGAGUGCCUGAUGGAUUUCCCGUUGUCGGAGGAGGAGGAUGUACUCAUUUUAUCCGAUGAUGAAGAUGAGGAUGAAAUAAUCGAAUACAUCGAGAACGAGAGCGAAGAGGAUGAUAAAGAUGAAGAAGAUCAUCUACUGAAUGAGAAAAAUAAUAGUCCAGCUCAACAUCUGAUGGCCAAGCGGUUGAGAGUUUGGGCUUUAUCUCAAAAGCUACCUAAUUUAGUAUUGAAUGAUCUUCUUCGCUUGGUUCGCGAAACAACGGACAUUCCUCUUCCUCUCGAUUCUAGAACGCUCCUUAAGACACCGGUUGCUGUGGGCAAGGAAACAUACGCGGUAGCUGGCGGUGAAAUGUGGUAUCAUGGCAUUGCGAAAAGUAUGCAAAGUUGUUUCCGGAAUCUGACUCCUACGGUGAACGAAAUAUUAAUAAACAUAUUCGUAGAUGGGCUACCGUUAUUUAACAGUGGGCCAAAACAGCUAUGGUCCAUAUUGGUGAAGCUUGUAAACGUCCCAGAAGCUCCCAUAUUGGUGGUUGGCGUGUUUUGUGGCUUAUUCAAACCGGAAAAUGUCGAGGACUACUUGCGCCCACUCGUUGAUGAAUUGAAUCGCCUACACGAUGACGGAAUUGUUAUCAACAACAAAAAAAUAAAAAUCACCCUUAAAGCUUUCCUGGCAGAUUCUCCAGCACGAGCAUUCAUCAAAGGUGUAACAUACUUCAACGGCGCUUGCGGUUGCAUAAAGUGCAAAAUCGUAGGAAAAUUUGACAAGAGCGCACGGAAGAUAUUUGAAAGCGUUGCUGAGGAGAGGAUCGACGAUGAUUUUCGCGAUGGAAACUACCCAAUAGGACACCAGAAGCACCAUACUCCGUUAUUAGACUUAAAAGAAUUUAAUAUAGUAGUUCAGAUGUCAAUUGCAGACGAUCUACACUUGUUUCAUCUAGGGGCAUUGAAGAAAUUGCUUAAGGGUUAUUAUAAAGGAGGUUAUAAAGGGUUUUCAGCAUGGUCAGCAGCAGAGCAGGAAGAGAUAAACAAGAUUUUAGCUAGAAUAGAAUUGCCAGCAGAGAUACAUCGAGGUGUUAGGUCUUUAAAAUAUGUGGAUUAUUGGAAGGGGACCGAAUUCCGGUCUUUUUUAAAUCAUAUAAGUAUCCCUUUGUUCUUAGGAAGAAUCCACGAUUCAGCGUAUGAUCAUUUUAAACUUAUUUAUGUAGCUCAUACUUUCCUUUCGCAUUCUUUCUUCAAACAAUAUUGGACAUACGCUGGUCAAUUAUUAGAAAAAUUUGUUUUAGACUACAGUUCAAUAUACACCAAAUAUAAUUUAACUAGUAAUGUCCAUAACCUUUUACACGUCACAAAAGAUGUUCAAAAUUUAGGUCCCCUUCCAGAAAUUUCAACAUAUGAUUGUGAGAAUACGCUGCAGUUUAUAAAAAGGCUAGCUAGACCAGGACCGAGAAUAUUAAAUCAAAUAGUUUGCAGGCUUGCUGAGCUUAGGGAAACACAAGUAGCAGUUAGAAAGGAGGAAAAACAGUAUCCCAUUUUCAAAUGCAGAGGAGAGGAAGUCAUUUUAUUCGUUAAGGAAGGUUUAAUGCUAAGGAAAGGUAAUAGGAAUGGAUGGUUUUUGACGAUGGAUAGGGAGAUCAUCAGGUAUAGUGCAGCAUUAGAAGAAUCUGGAAAGGUUUACAUAAUAGGACAUUAAUUAAAGAAGAAGAAAGUCAGCUUUAGUACUCCGUGUAGUUCAGAUAUCAUAUUUAAUUACGAAGGUGAAAUAGCAGAUUUAUCAAAAGAAUUAGGUAGGGUUCCUAUAGAUAGUGUGAUGUGUAAGCUUGUAGCAAUUUCAUUAGAUGAGGGAAUAGGGUAUCAUUUCAGUCCAUUACUACAUACUUUAGCUGAAUAGGUUAGAUAGGGUUUCAUUAAGAUAGAUUAAGACGUUUUAAUUGUUCCAUGCAAGGCAGCAAUGCUUCGACAAUUUUCCUUUUUUUUCUUUUUCAGCUGGCUAGCAAAUGCUUUGACGCUUUUAUGCAUCUUUGAACUCCUAUCCCAACCUCCACGUGGUGCUAGCAGGAUUAUAUUUAUUGCAGAAUUUGUUACAUUAAUUCUGAAAUUUUUAUAAACUAAUAGGAAAGGGGGCUUUUAAAACUGUUAAUAUAAAGGACUAAUAAACGAUGAUUAGAA
This is a messenger RNA of Anopheles gambiae (African malaria mosquito), 2427 nucleotides long. RefSeq lists its product as uncharacterized. NCBI's taxonomy places the organism in Eukaryota, Metazoa, Arthropoda, Insecta, Diptera, Culicidae. The transcript has 4 exons. The record is from RefSeq and is a predicted model, not a curated record. Bases 95 to 1951 code for a protein of 618 amino acids.